GCCCUUCAGACGGGACCACCACAUUCCACACCCCCGGUGCCUGAGUGGGGACAUCUCCCACUGGACAUUUACAUGAGCAAUGGCACAUGCCCCAUCCGCAUUCUGCGUGGGAAACCGUCCAAGGGCGCUGCCGUCGUUUGGCGCGACAGUUUAUGCAACUCGGUGCGAUUGGCAGAGAGCCCUACAUCAGACGUACUAAUCCCAAAUCUCCACUCUACUCCCCCGCACGGCCGACAGAGGAACAGAUAGAGCAUAUCCUCCGCCCAUACCGUCCAGAUGGCCUCCGCCGCUUCUGCCCCGCGGGGGGAAUAAACCCCAUUUGGAUGCGUACCUGCUACGACCCCGAUGGCCCCGAUGCGCACGACUCAAUCUGGAGGGAAUUCAUGUGCGAAAAAUAUCAAGCAGCAGGUCCCGGAUCACUCAUUUUCAACGAUCAAAACACGUUCGGAACCGACAACCUCGGCUUGGCACUGGAGGCAUUUCCCGAACGAGUUAUAAAUACCUCCAGACCCGAGUAUGCACAUGUACGAGAAGCUGCGCUGCAGCAUUUGCGCGGGGGAGAUACCGGUCCCUGGACCAGACUUGAAAGCAAUUUCGAAGAUAUACUCGACCAGGAUGAAAUAGACGCAAUAGUUAUCCGGGAGCGAUUUGUCUCGUACCAUAUCGCUUGUAUCGUCACGUAUAUCAUGGUCGAAGACAUUACCACCCUGAUGGGCGAUGGGUUGCUGCUUGCUUUCUUGGAUGACAUGGGCAAUGUUGUGCGCCAGGACCGCGUGGGUCCGGAGCAGGUUGAUAAUUUCGAGACCAAGUGGAGGACUGGACGGUGGAAGUAUUUUGUUGAGAGACAUAUUCAGGAGGUCGGUCCGGCUUAUUUGAAUGGAGGCGUGCGUGGUCCGCCGUAUUGGUAACCACGAUGCCUCUCUCAUUCUUUAUUUAGGGUCUCUGUUUCUAUGUAUUUGUAAAAUGUCAAACAUCAUAUUCAAUAUAUUGCAUGAAUCCAAUCUAC
Aspergillus ruber CBS 135680 is the source of this 1006-nucleotide messenger RNA. RefSeq lists its product as uncharacterized. The record is from RefSeq and is a predicted model, not a curated record. The transcript has 3 exons. The coding region runs from base 87 to 908 and encodes 273 amino acids. NCBI's taxonomy places the organism in Eukaryota, Fungi, Ascomycota, Eurotiomycetes, Eurotiales, Aspergillaceae.